CGUUUACAAGAGUUCUUGAGGUCACAUGACAACAGUUAUUUUGAAGAGCAAUUUAAGGUGACAAUUAUAGAUGAGUAGAAUAAACCACACGACUUUGUCUCUCUCGUUCUCUCCCUGUUUCUUCCUCUCUAGCGACGUCUCUCUCUCUCUCUCUCUUUCUCUACCUACCUCUUUCUCAAUAUAUCGAUGUUUCUUUCUGUCUUUGUCUCGUUCUCUCCCUGUCUCUUUCUCUCUAUAUCAAUGUCUCUUUUUGCCUAUAUCUCCCUUUCUCUUUCUGUCUAUAUGGAUGUCUCUUUCUGUCUCUUUCUGUCUCUUUUUCUUUCUAUAUUUUUUUUCUAUUUUCUUCUCUCUUUCACGCGCUCAGUUUUUCUUUCUCUCAUUUUUUUUUCUUUCUGUCUCUCUCUCUCUCUCUCUCUUUCUCUGUAUUUUUACUAACACUUCCCUAUAAUUUUUCUCUAUAUAUAUGUGUCUUCCUUUCUCUCCCUGUCUCUCUGAUUAUCUCUCUCUCUCUCUCUUAAUAGAUCUUUAUCUCCACCUUUUUCUCUCUAUCUUUUUCUCUCUUUCUCAACAUCUAUUUCUCACUCUCUCUCUUUCUCUCUUUCCGAUUUUCUCUGCCCAAUUCUACUUUAUCUCUCUGUCUCUUCCUCUCUCUCUAUUUUCUGUUUCACUCUCCUUUUAUAUCUUUCUCUCACUUUUUUUGUCUCUCUCUCUCUCUCUCUCUCUCUCUCUCUCUUUAGAGUAUUAUAUUAUUUAGCAGAUUCAGUAAAUUUUUAGAUUCAUAAUAAAACCAUAAGAGAUAUUCACUUUAGACACAAACAACGCAAGAUACUUUAGAGAUUUACCAAAGAAACUUUGACAGACCAUUAUAAUAUAUUUUACCCUUCGGAAAAAGACAAACAUUCAAAAUAAGGAAAUGAAUAAAAUGCAAGACAGCAGCUAAACAGUUAAAACUGUAUCAGUUGAGUUAUUUUACUAUAUAGUAAACAAACAUAUCAGUAAUAAGACAAUCAAUAUUUUCUCAUAUCUUCGGUGUCCUCUUCAGUUCUCCAAAGAUCUCUACAUCAGAUAUUACUAAUCGACUUAAAUACAAAUACUUUUCUGACAUAGUGAAACUAUCCCACGGGCUGAUGUAUAACGUUCUCUCCUAUUACAUUUUCCAAAAUAGAUUAUCCCACGUCCAACCAACGUCACUCAGCAUGUUGGCAUCAGCAUUGAGAACAUUCAGAAAAAUCGCUAUAAAGAUAUCUGCACCUGUAAGUCUGUCAUUUUUUUUUUAAACAUAAUAAUACAACGUUUAGAUCAUGAAAAUAAAACAACCUAAUAUCUAGAUCAUUUAUUAUUUAGGUAUUCUAGAUGCACUAGUUUUAAUUAUAAUCGUAUGUUACGCAUUGCCUUCUAUUGUGAGAAAUUAAUCUCUUAUUGGCUCGUUCAAACAGUGCAUAACAAAAGGCGACACCAUAAAGAAAUACAAUAGCAAAAAAACGACACCCUAAACAGUUACUAAUUGCAAUUAAUUAGAUUUAUUUAAGUAUUGUAUGAUUACUAAACAAAAGAAAUAUAAUCACAAUCAUCAACUUAAAGAACAUGGUAGAUCGUGUACCGGUACACAGUUAGUACAAUGUUCCAAUUAAUAAUGUACAAUGAUGAAUGAGAAUAAACGCAUAUGAGUACACAAAUAAUAAUACACCUGUCUCGUGAAGUUAAAAAUAGCUAUCUGAAUCUCUCUCCGCCUCCGUCAUUGCCCUCUUUGCUUUUAUAGUCGGUUCUACCGAAAAACUUAGGCGUAUUCCGGAUUAUACUAGUAACUAGAAAAUUCCACAAAUGACUAAUUUUCGAACGCCUUCAAGUAUACAAGAAACCGGUGAUAGAUCAAAGGGAUUAAACCACGCUCACGACGAACGCAGCCUAAUUUUGGGGUGAACCAGAGUUCACGGCACGGGGAAAGAGUGACGUAAACACGUCCUACAUAACACAUCAUUUAAAUGAUUCAUUUCGUUUAGAACUGAUUUGCGGUGUUCAUCCUGUGUGUCGCGACCGCAUUUGACCCGUACACAAGAGUAGCUAAGACCAUCAGAAAACAUGUGUCUAUGAAGUAGCAACGAAAAUAAUUUUGUGGUUUGGGGGUCACUACAACAUUAGGAACUGUAUUAUAGGGUCGCGGUAUUAGGAAGAUUGAAGACCACUGUGUUAGAUGAUAAGGGAGCGGGGAAAUGUAUGAGAAAUGGAGUGGAGCAACAUUUAAAAUUCAAUAUGUAUAUAUAAGUUAAUACCCCCUGAAAAUAAAAACAAAAACAUACAUUAAUAAAUUGUUGUUGUUGUUGAGCCUUCUCGUCCAUGAGGGGCAUCCACCGAUCAUCGUUGGCGUCUGCGGUUCCUCCAAGGGCAUAGGCCACCUACGAGAGAUCUCCAGGCAUCUCUAUCCUGGGCCAGCUUCUCCAGGAUCUUCCAUUCAUGGCCAAUUUUCUUGAUGUCUGUCUCCAAUUCUCGGCGCCAAGUGUUUCUUGGACGGCCUCUUUUCCGCUUACCCUGUGGGUUCCAUUUCAGGGCUUGCUUUGUUAUGUUAGAAGCAGGUUUUCUUAGUGUAUGACCAAUCCACCUCCACCGCUUCUGGAGAAUCUCUUCCUCAAUGGGUUUCUGUUUUGUCCGCUGCCACAGUUCCUGGUUGCUGAUUUUGUCUGGCCAGUGAAUUCUGAGAAUCCUUCUUAGAAAGUUGUUGAUGAAGGACUUGAUUCUAGUCAGGUUUACGGCCGUUGUUCUCCAUGUCUCGGAUCCAUAUAGCAACACAGGUUUUACCAUAGCGUUAAUAAAUUAAAUAUGUAUAUUUUUUUUUAAAGACGACCAUUCCAGAGUUCUCCUGGAUAUAAAUACACAUAACAAUGAAGGGG
Messenger RNA from Lymnaea stagnalis (great pond snail), 2885 nucleotides. The record is from the annotation of a GenBank genome assembly. Lineage: Eukaryota; Metazoa; Mollusca; Gastropoda; Lymnaeidae.